AAACAACCCCCAGCUCAAAAAAGGGGGAUGACAACAAAUGUGAGCAGUGCAAAAAAAGCUGCUGCCAAUCACAAUUUGCGCUCUUCACUACGAAUUAGUUACUCAGCAGUUGCUCAACACUCGUGGCGCUUAGCUCUCCCAUUGUUGUCUACUUGCGAAAGAGAGGCAGAGAAAAAACCCCCGCAAACCAACGACGUCAUAGCAAUAGCAAUAAUGGCUUUGGCCAGCGCAGCAGGCGCUCUGCUCAAACCACAGACGCCGCUCCAGCAGCUGCUCGAGGACAUCAACUUCCAGCGCACCAAGGAGAUGCGACAGCUGCUCAAAGAUGAUGGUGGCUUUGUGGUGCUGCAAGGUACAACUUACUGGACUGAUUUGUUUGUGCGUCAUUUUCUAUUUCAAACGGAGCCCGUGCACAGCAUCGACUCGGAUGAUUUGCUCUUCUUUGUGCGCAAGAAGCACGUGAAGAGCUCCUCGCGCCACAUGCCCAAAUAUGAGACUGAAGUUGAGGUAUUUCGCAAGGAUUCACGCAAACUGCCCAUUGGUGAUCCGGAUGUGGACUGGGAGGAGACUGUUUACCUGAAUAUGGUCAUACAUCAGUUCGAUUACACGCUGACUCUGGCCAUUUGCACAAGGACCUCGCCAAAGGAGCUGCAGGUGCUGCGUCGUCACUCGCAGCGCGUCUACGCCAGUCCCAGUCGCAGGAAAAUGGACACCAAAGGCGAGGGCGAAGAGAUCACAUACCCACACAUCUGCUUCAUGGUCGACAAUUUCGAUGAGGUCUUCAGCGAUAUCCUGGUGCGCGAUGGCGAAAUGGUCUGCGUCGAACUCGUGGCCAAUGAUAAGGAUGGCGCCGUUCAAGGCGUAAUUUUUCUCGGUUCCAUACGCUACGAUGCGCUGAAGAAGGUCUACGAUGCUAGACAAUCGAGUCUGAGCUCCAAGGUAGCGCAACGCAUGUCCUUUGGCCUAUUUAGCAGCGGUGCUGGUGUGCAGACACGCUGCGAAUUCGUGCGCAUGAAGGGACCGCAGGGCAAAGGACAUGCCGAGAUGGCAGUGACCAAACCGAAAGGCUCCGGCGUCGAGACGCCCACCAGCGAACCGGGCUUCUGUGCCACCGAUAUGUGGGACGAGUGGGAAGAGGAGAACGAUGACUAUUGCACGUAUCGGCAUCAACGUCGUCUCAGCGAUCCCAGCGCCAAUCUCAAUAAUUUCUCACGCUACGGCUGGCGCACCAAGAACACCGGCCAGGACAUGGUGACCAGCGGCACUAGCUCCAGCGCCGGCGCUAAAGCGCGCUCCGAGAACGAAGGCCUCGACUCCUUGGCCAGCGAAGUGUCCGAAAUCGAAGCGGGCGAUUUGCGCGACGAUCAGCAACGUCCUGCUUUCUCGGCCUCCGCGGCAAAACUGCACCCAAAUCCGAAUUGUGAAACGCUCAAGCCAGCAGCUGGCGAGUCGCCAAUUGUCCCCGAAUCCCCUGAUCCGGCGGCAGCUAGUGCUGUGCCCGCUGUGACACCGCCGCCGCUCAGCGUUGCCGUUGAGGUAACCGUUCCGCUGAAUAGCUCCGGCGGCAACAACAGCAGCACCUCCACCGGCUGCAAUUGCUUUGGCGGCAAAAAGUUCAAGAAACGCUGGACAGCGGCCGGCGCCACCUGUACCCCACAGAUGUCCGAGGUUUAUUGUCCCAGCUGCGAGGAUGCGUCCAACGAGACGCCCGCCUGCCUCAGCAAAAUGCCCGACAAACGACCGACACGCCUGAAGCCAAAGCCGCCCAGUUUACUGUGCGUCGAGAGCGAAUUAGUGGUCAGCAAACGAGGUAAUCUACGUCUGGGCACGGACACUAAGCGCAAAGCCAGCAAUAUAACACGCAGCGUAUCCUUGAGUGCUGCGGAUCGCAGGACAAGCUUGCCAAUGCCCAAAAAGGUCGCGGUGCCAGCGCGAGUGCGUUUAGUCAAGCCCAAGGAACUGGACAAGACGAAGGAUGCGGAUAAGGAUAAGGAGAACGAUAAAAAGUCCACGAAUCAAAAGACAAAUUUGCUCGCAAAAAUUUCGCCCAAAAGGCUGCGCAGUGCCAAACCCAGUGAAAAGGACAAGGAAAAGGAGAAAACCAAAAAGGAGCAGGAUAAAGAUAAGGACAAGUCCAGAGACAAAUCCAAAAUGGCAAACAAGUCGAAGACUGCCAGUAAUAACAAUAACAAUGCCAAGGCGGCGGCACCCAAAACGGAGGAAUACGAACUGGCUGAUGAUGCUACCUCGCUGAAUGGCGAUGCCUUGGAUUGUGCCGGCGAUGGUGCCGGCGCCGCCAAGAUUGCCAUACUCAGCGAGAGUGACAGCAAGCUGAUGAUAAGUGUGCGCGGCCGUGAGGAGCUCCCCGUGGUGGAGCAAACGCCGACGCCACCGCCGCCGCUAACAACAACAACAACGCAAAUAUUUGAAAAGUGUUUACUUGUACCUGUGAAAUCAGAGAGCCAUCCAUUGCAGCCGGCGACAACGUCGUCGGACAGCGCAACAAACAAUGAUAAUAAUGAGGAGGAUAACGAAGAGGAGGAGUCGGUACCAACAGAGCAGCAAUCGCUGCUCAAUGGCGAUUUGGCGAAUGGCAAUCAAAUGCCCAUGCCCACAGCGGCUAGCAGUGCCACAUUGCCGCGCACCGCAAAGCAAUCGUACUACAAUAAGGUGCUGCAUCUGGUGCCCAAGCGUCGCACACCGGACGGAACCAAUAUCUACUAUUGGUGUGAUCUGCCCAAAAGGGCGCUCAAAGAAUUGGAUGAUGGCGCCUAUAAUCCCUUGUGGACCAGUCGUGGCUUUACGCAAUCCUUUCACUUCUGGAAGGAAAAUCGAAGGCAGCAGUCUACUCCGCUCAAUGCAUUCCUUACCUAUGUCACACUGCCCUGGUGGAGCAUUGCCAAGGAUCUGCUGGAUCAUCGAGAGACGCCCAUACUGACUUUUUAGUAUUAGAUGUUGCUCCAUGCUUGUGAUUUGCUGCUUAACAAUGCUUUAAAGUAUUAUUAUAUUCUAUUUAUUUACACAUGUCACAAAAUUUUUGCUAUAUUUUAACAAUGUUUAUUUGUAAUUUUUGUAAUUGUUAAUCUGUAAUUUGUAUAUCCCAAUAAGUUGUUUGCUCAGCUUUACUUACUAGAAUAUUAA
Molecule: messenger RNA, 3141 nt
Organism: Drosophila grimshawi
Lineage: Eukaryota; Metazoa; Arthropoda; Insecta; Diptera; Drosophilidae
Exons: 8
Coding region: 28-2946 (972 amino acids)
Source: RefSeq, a predicted model, not a curated record